This is a messenger RNA of Python bivittatus (Burmese python), 3214 nucleotides long. RefSeq names its product kelch-like protein 31. Gene Ontology annotation, biological process: negative regulation of JNK cascade. Gene Ontology annotation, molecular function: protein binding. The record is from RefSeq and is a predicted model, not a curated record. Gene Ontology annotation, cellular component: nucleus. NCBI's taxonomy places the organism in Eukaryota, Metazoa, Chordata, Lepidosauria, Squamata, Pythonidae.
ACCAGGGUCAUCCAGCGCGUACAGCAGACAGGCAUCGGAUCCUUCCCCUCUCCUGGGUCACCCUCUGUUUCCAGUCUUGUAUUUAUGAGAACACAGCCUACCUUCCCCCAACGUUUUGUUUGCUGGAACACAAUUUGUGGCACAGGUUGGAGAAGGCUGGCAUAGGCUGGGUAGGAUGUGUCUUCCUUGACCAAGCAGCUUCUUCAUAUAAUCUUACAGGCCACCCUUCGCCCCAAUGGCCCCCAAGAAGAAGAGCUCCAAAAAGAACAAGCUGGUGAAGAGAGACACUCCUAUUAAUGUCACCCUAGCAGAAGAUCCUUCUCUUGACAUUGACCACCAUCAUCAACUGGACAGUUUGUUUGAAAAUGGCUCAGAUGGUUUCCUCUGCACUGCCACGGAAGUCACAAAUCCAAACCAUGGAACCAACAUGCUGAUGGAGAUGAGUUCUAUGCAGCAAGAGCAUUGUCUUUGCGAUCUCACAAUUGCUACCAAAACCAAAUCGUUCAGAGUUCAUAAACUGGUUAUGUCCUCCUGUAGUGAAUAUUUCAAAAACCAGCUGAAAAAGAACCCCAACCUUCAGCAAGUGGACCUCAAUGACAUUUCUUCCUUGGGCUUGGCCACUGUCAUCUCAUAUGCAUACUCUGGAACGUUGAGUCUUUCCCUGUACACCAUUGGCAGUACCAUUUCCACCGCCAGCCACCUGCAGAUGUCUGCACUGCUCAGUAUGUGCUCAGAUUUCCUCAUCCGGGAGAUGAAUGUGGAAAACUGGAUGUAUAUUGCCAAUAUGGCAGACACAUACAAUCUCAGUCAGGCUAAAGAGGCUGCCAGGAAAUUUAUCCGGGAACAUUUCCUAGAGUUCUCUGAUACUGAGCAGUUUUUGAAACUUACCUUUGAACAUUUGAAUGAAUUGCUGAUGGAUGACAGUCUGGAGUUCCCUAGCGAAGUGGUGGUCUUCCAGAUUGCCAUGAAAUGGCUUGAAUUUGAUGCCAAGAGAAUCAACUAUGCAGCAGACCUCCUGAACAAUGUGCGGUUUGGCACCAUCCCGGCUCAUGACUUGAUCAAUUAUGUCCAAUCUGUUCCAUGUAUGAUGCAGAACCCAGAAUGUCACAAACUUCUGGUAGAUGCUAUGAAUUACCACUUGCUUCCUUAUCAGCAAAAUGAACUUCAGUCCAGAAGAACCAAAAUUCGAGGGAGCCAGAAAGUGCUGCUUAUGGUUGGGGGGCGGCCGUGUUCUGCAGAGAAAGCCCUCAGCAAAGACGUGAGCUACAGAGAUCAAGAAGGGAACUGGAAUAAGCUGACAGAGAUGCCCACCAAAUGUUUCAACCAAUGUGUUGCCGUCAUGGACAGCUUCCUCUAUGUGGCAGGAGGUGAAGAUCAAAAUGAUGCCCGGAACCAGGCAAAACACGCAAUUAGCAAUUUAUGCAGGUAUGAUCCACGAUUUGGCACUUGGCUGCACUUGGCUAGUAUGGCCCACAAAAGGACUCACUUCAGCCUCAGUGCCUUCAAUGGGCACCUCUAUGCCAUCGGAGGCCGCAACGCAAAAGGCACCUUGGUCUCUAUUGAAUGCUACGUCCCUUCGGCCAACAGCUGGCAAGCCAAAGCCAACAUGGAGCUGCCACGCUGCUGCCACGCCAGCGUGGUCACCGACGGGAAGAUCCUGGUGACUGGGGGCUAUGUGAACAACGCCUACUCCCGGACCGUCUGCAGCUAUGACCCUGCCCUGGAUUCUUGGCGGGACUGUACCUGGCUGAGCAGCCCUCGAGGUUGGCACUGUGCUGCCACGUUGGCUGACCGGGCCUAUGUCCUGGGGGGCAGCCAGCUGGGCCCCCGCGGGGAGAGGGUUGACGUCAUUCCAGUGGAGUGCUAUAACCCCUCCACCAACCAGUGGAGUUUCAUGGCCUCCUUGACCACUGGCCUGAGCAUGGCAGGGGUGGCCACUCACAAUGGGCAGAUCCUCCUCAUUGGAGGGUGGAAUGAAAGCGGGAAGAAAUACCAGAAGGUGAUUCAUGCCUUCAACCCUGAUCUGAAUGAAUGGACCGAGGAAGGGGAGCUUUUGGAAGGUACCGUGGGGGUGUCCUGCUGUACCAUUGCUCUUCCUCACUCGAACACCCGGGGCUCUAGAGCUAGUUCGGUGGCCUCGGCAUCCGUUAGCAUGUAAAAGGAGCUGGCUGAGAUGGCAAAAUGGGUCCUGGUGGCUUGCUGAAUCAGGAGCUUCACAGGAAAGGUGAAAGAUCCAUUGAGUUUGCUGAAGAGAGGUGUCACUGCACAAGCUGCUGUGGGUUAUGGGUUCAUGUCCCAGUAAUAACACAUUUCUGAUUUACCUGUGGACCUUUUCACAACUCCUUUGGGGAACUGAAAACUGAAACAUGUCCAGACGUGACUCAUCCGAUGUGAAUGUACUUCACUUCUGCAAGCAACAUCCCUGUCUCAUAAGAGCUUAAUCUGAAAUCUUCUCCCCUCCUCCCCAAGAUUGCCUCUACUUUUAAAGGUUCGGGUAGCCUUUGGGGCCUCUUUUCAAUGAAUUUUGUGGCUGGCCUCUUGGAUACCUCAGCCCUUAAUUAAAGGCAAGCUACACUGUGUUUCUUUUGAAGUCCUCUAGCCCAUUUUUAAAGAAUGAUCAGCUCAUCUGGGCAAUGCUGCUAUUCUGUGAAAAAUUUACCAGCUUGCCCCUUCGUGCAUGUUCACACAACUUACUUAGCCGCUCUGAACAGUUAACAAGAAUUCACGCCAUCAUUUGCUUCCCUGGGCCACUGACGUGUUUUUAGCUAAACCUUUUAUCCAAACUCAGAGCUGCUAUCAUUCUGUAGCAGGAACCAGAAUUUCAGACCUAAGAUGAGUCGUAUCUUUAUUCACCCAAUGUCCUUAAACGGACCAAGCCAUGACCUUGCAAAUACUAAGAAUGGUGAGGGUUACAGUAGCCUGGUUAACUUCCUGUGGUUUAGCUCAUUUGGCUAUUUUAUGGUUCAAUGCCUCUGUCAUGUUAACUAGAAAUGGCUGCUAUUCUGGGUAAGGUGUCGAGUAAACCACAAACCGCAGUAGAGGCAAAGAGAAGAGAGAUGUCAUUAACCAAGCAGAGAAGUUUGAUGUCACGUGAAUACUUCCAACCUCCAGUCCUACUUCUGUACGUGACUAAAUUAGGGAGGGAGAAUCCAUUACUUCUACUUGUUGCUGAACUACAGAUCCCAGCAGCCCCAGCCACAUGGCCACUGAGACA